Lingula anatina is the source of this 2429-nucleotide messenger RNA. RefSeq lists its product as uncharacterized. Lineage: Eukaryota; Metazoa; Brachiopoda; Lingulata; Lingulida; Lingulidae. The record is from RefSeq and is a predicted model, not a curated record. Gene Ontology annotation, biological process: regulation of DNA-templated transcription. Gene Ontology annotation, molecular function: DNA binding. Gene Ontology annotation, cellular component: nucleus; chromatin.
CAAAAGGAACUAAAUUCGUACGCUAAUCCCCAUUCAUAAAGUUACACUGAAAGGCCAAGGCUAUUUGUGAUCAGCCACCCACGCGGGAUUUUUGUGGUCACAAGGACCUCAGGGGUACGAGGCAGGAAUUUUAUACACCUGACUAGAUCUAGCACGUGCUCAAGAUCUCUCAUUAGGUGAAAAAUUGCGCUCAAAAGCUUCAGAACGAAGAGAAAACCGAGGAAAGCGAGCACCACGUUUUCUCUGUGAAGACUUGACGUCGGGGCAAGCAGCUCAGAAUACAUUGGGGUCAAGCCGAGUCGGGAAAUUUUCGCCCGAGCGUCCAAUCUCAGCUCCGCGGCCAGCUUAGGUCGAUUGACCGUCGGAGAACAAUCAAUAAUCUUGUCAGCUAUCGGAUUAAACAAUGUCAGAACCGCAGGCCUCGACUACCCAACCGCCUUCUGAGGGUACCCCGACUGAGCCCCCGCCGAAAAGACCCCGUGGAAGACCGCGGAAGCCACCGCCGGCCGAGCCGAUAGAGCCCAAGCCCAAGCGACCCAGAGGGAGACCCAAGGGGAGUAAAAAUCGCCCAGUUUUUAAGGCACCGACGAGCAGUGGAAGAGGUGUCAAAUCAACAGAGAGAAAGAGCGAAGUAGAAUCACAACAUGAGAAAAAAGAGGAAAAGACAGAAACUUCCAGCUCUUGAGCUUCAGUUACCAUGCCAACAGUAAAACCUCCCACAAGGUGUCACCACUGUUCUGUUGUGGUCACCGUGGAAACCAGUUACCAUAAGAAGCAAAUUAGAAAUAUUCAAUGCCUAGGUAAUAUUAGCCAAGAUGCUUUCAGUAUGAGUGGAAGAAGAGUGGAGAAUGUUCCUUUACAAUCAAUAUCUUCCAUUUUGCUAUAUAGCUGUGAUCAGAGGCGUUAAAAUGUUUUUCUUUAUUAGUGAAGAUUGCAGACUGUAACUGUCCGAGAGUUAAUUUUAUCUUCUGUCCCCCUCUCCAAAUUUUAUCAAUAACAUUUGCAUAGUUACUAUAUUUCUGCACCCUAUAACUGGUAUUUUAAAGUGAAAUGUGUUUGUGUGUUAUUUGUUUAAGAUUAUUGUAUUUAUCUAGAACAUGUAGAACUGCAUAGUCACAUUUACACACUGCCGCUGGAGAUGACAGCGAUCCAAAGUGGCACAUACUUGAAUUUGUAUAAUCAAGCAGGCACAAUAGAUAAUAAGGUAAAUGUCUCAAGAGGUAAGGUAGAUUGCAUUACUUCAUGUGCAUUCUUUGAUGAAACUUAUCUAGUUUGUUAAAUUGUGUGCCACCUCUGUAUAAAUUUAACUAGUAAGGGUUACAGUCAACUUUUUAAAAUUAGCUAGAGGUUGUAGAAUUAUCGCAUACUUUAAGUGUGUUAAUGCUAUAUAUUUUAAACGGAGCCUAAAAUUUCAGCAUUGCUACUUGCUUGACUGAAUUUAUGUGAGAGGGAAAUGUAUAGGUGUAUUUACACUAGCUCAGAUAAAACGAUCCAAGUGACAAGGUUCAAAUUGUCUAAUUUCACUUAACUUGGCUAAGUAGGUAAAUUCCCAAGAUUGUCUGUUGUGUUUUCAUCAGUUUGAUUGCAAUCAGCAUCAGUUUAGUGAUAGCCUACAUCAGUUUGAAUCCAUUCACAAUGAAGCUAACUUAGACCUGAUAUCCAAUGCAUCGCUAUAUGCACAAAUUAACCAGCUUGCUAGUUAUAUUGAUAAGGAUGUCUUUUGACAUUAAGUGAAAAUUUUUAAAUCAGUUUUUGAGGUCAUAGCUUUCUUCAUUUGGAGAAAAAUUUCCCCUUUGAGCUGCCUUGGUCAUACCAAUGUAAAAAAUCCAAAAUAUUUUAGAGGUCUCCCAAAACUCUGACAGGGAAUUCAUUAUUUAAUUUUAGGAUGCAUGUGUAACAAAACUAUUUUUGAGGAGGAGGGGCCUUUGAUGUUUUGAAAGUUUUUGUAUUCAUUUUCCUCUCUGCAAAUAGUGGAAAUAGUCAACGUUGGGCUAGAAAUCGGCAGUGGGGAGAUUGAGAUGUCCAUUUUGUACAAAAGAUAUAAAGAAUGUUUUUACUUUUUGUGAGAGUGUGAUAAAAUGUGUCUUUUGCCUCUGUUUUAAUUAAAAAGCCCUUAGAGAGCAGAGGAAGUGAUUACACGGUCUACUUCAAUUUGACAGCCCUGGUUUUUUUUCCAUCCUAGGGUCAAAAAAAAGAGGCUUACCAACUAUGUUUGACUUACUUUUUUAUUUUCGACUAGAUGCAUAAACGUGUGUAAAAAAAGGUCAAUGCCCUUUAAGGCUAGACAUUUAAUUUUUUCUGUGACAAUUGCUUUUAUUUAGAGGUGUUUUAUUAACAUUUAAAUCUAGUUGUUAUACCUUUUACAAUUGGGUGGGACACUACACUUAAAAAAAAUGUUUUAACUCAGACAGUUAUUUGUAAUGUCCCUU